Melanotaenia boesemani (Boeseman's rainbowfish) is the source of this 5061-nucleotide messenger RNA. It is a transcript of the gene dcst1, whose product is annotated as DC-STAMP domain containing 1. Lineage: Eukaryota; Metazoa; Chordata; Actinopteri; Atheriniformes; Melanotaeniidae. Gene Ontology annotation, cellular component: membrane. The transcript is spliced from 18 exons. The record is from RefSeq and is a predicted model, not a curated record. Bases 2164 to 4506 code for a protein of 780 amino acids.
GCCGUCUGCUUACAGCUGCAUGAAGUUAGUCCUAAUCUGUGUUUUUAGGUCAUUCUAAUGAAUGAAAUGUUGCGAAUAAGAUACUUAAGAUACAGAUGGAGGACAAAAGAAGAAGAGUCAGGACUAAAAACUAUCUACAGCAGAGGAACAGGAUCUGAAAGUGAUGGAAACGGGAACAAGCUGCUUCACCGCAGGUUCUGUCAUUUAAAGCUGAAGCAGAAAAUAAAAAGUAGAAACUUUCCGAUGAAACAGAAACUCCAAACAGAUCCGAGAAGCGUGUGUCUUCAACAGAAACCUAACAGAAAGCUGGGAAGAAGACGGGCGUGUAUCAGCUUGUGUGUGUGUGUGUGUGCGCGCGCGUGUGCGUGGGAGGAUUCAGGGACUCCGAGCCGGAACAAGUGUGAAAUCUCUCCGCUCGCAUUUUCCCGGUUUUUCGCGGAUUUUUGUGGAUUUCUUUCAGUGACCCAACCUGCACAGAUGGCGACCGAGGACACGGCUCUGGCGCGCGCCAUCAUCACGCUGGUCAGAGGGUUUCACAAAGCCGCCAACAACAGACCCUCCAUGAGCAUCGCCCAGUUCAAGACUUUGGUCUCCAAACAGAUCCCUGAAGGUGCCAAGAGGGUGGAGGAUGAGGAAAGUCUGCGUCAGCUCCUGCAGGAGAUGGGUGUGAAGAACGGUCAGAACAUCUCCUUCGAGAACUUCUGGAUGUUCAUUAAAUACCAGGCCAUCGAGCAGUCCAUCAAAGUUAAACAGGACAAGGACACCUGCGUGUUGCUGUGAGAUCUGAGCCUGAAAACACCGCAUCCACCCGGCCACAGGGGGCGCUGCAGGACCAGUCAGCACAGAGGACAUAAAGGAGAAAAAGAAAGAAAUGGACGAAUUUAAAUUUAGCCUGUGUUACAGUCAAAUUAAAACCAGAUUAGAAGGAAAUGCUGCAGUGUGAAUGUACAGAUUCAACAUGUGCCUUUUAAAGACAAAAAUAAAGAAAUAAAAUCCAUCAGAAGCAAAGAAUGAAACUAGACCACUGGUUUCUAAAGCUGGGAAUGAAAAAAUUAUAGCUUAUUGGGAUGCUUCAAACGAAGACAAAAAACAAAGCAGGACUUAUUUUAUAAGGUACAAACAAGGUAUUUGCUUUUUAUUUUUUAUAUACAUACACAAAUACACAUGCAUACAUGUACACGUAUGAGAAAUUUCAUUCACUCAUUUUGUCCCCACAGCAAAGGAAACAAACAAAUAUUUAAAAAUAAACAAUAAAACUGACACAUACAGCUAUAAAGCGGGCUGAAAAUACUGCAUCACCUGUUGCUUCAAAGGGAACGACAUCAAAAAGACUUUCAAUCCCGUGUGAAAUGACAAAGAUCCCGGGAAGGACACGACUUUAAUCUUCAGUCUGAACGUUACUGACAUGGUUUCACGUCAUCUGUGUUCACAGUAAUAUCUAAUCUCUAGAUGUCUGAAUGUUAAAUGUGUUCAAAUCCAGCUGUAAAAUGACACUAUCCAUGAAAUCAGCAGUUUUUAAUGAACUUUAAACAUGUCAAGAUGUUUGUGUAACGACAUCCAGAACUAUUGAUCCCUCUUAGAGAAAAAAGUGGUGCAUAUGUUGAUGGAAACAAUGGCUAGAGAUGCUUAAAACCUGACUGUAAAACAGUCUGUGAUGGCUAAUAUUUAUUUACAGAAGGAAAACAAUGAACAGGAGGGAAACCUAACUAAUGAAACAUGACUUUGGAGGAAAAAACUUUUUGACGGAAGGUGAUAGGUGAUAUUUAAACACACAUUAACAGUAUAUAAUGUCGAUUAACAGCCUUUGGAGUAAUGAUAGUAAGUUUCAUCUGGGGAUAAGAUGAAAUUUCCAGCUCCAGAAUAACUAAAAGUUGUGGAAAAGAUGGAGUCCUGAACCUAAUCUGGAAGCUCAUCGAAAAGAAACUAACCAGGGACUCUGCUUCUUCCCAGAGCUCCGCUGACACUCCGAACCUCUGAACAUUACACAUGUGUCUUACACAAACAUGGAAUCUAGAACAUGUGGUAAUAUUAUUAAAUAUAUAUAUUUUAUAAAUAUUCAUUUAUGCAGGUUGGCAUAAAGUUCAACCAGGAAAAUUUUUCUUGAUGCAGUUUCAAAUUUAGUGGUGUAAAAAUAAAUAAAUAAGUAAAUAAACAAAUGAGAAAAUGAGUCCAUUCAAGCUGACACAUUCAGCCCUUUUGUGCCAGCUGACUCCGUACUGCUGCCUUCAGCUUGCAGGCUUUCUCCAGGCCUCCUAUAAACUCCUGGAGAAAGCCACAGGACCCAUAAUCAUCGGCGCACUGGGGGCCGUGUCCCCAACAGAAGAGACAUGGCUCCAGCAGAUACCUGGAGCAACAUCAGACAUGUCUGUCCAGAGGAGAUCAAGAACUGCUGAGAUACUAAACAGGCCCCUGCAGCUCCCAGAAUUUUUUCAUGUAACCUGGAGACCAAUCUGUUCUAACCCAUGGAGACCAGAGGGGCUUCGGACAGGGGCUUCGAGAAGCUUCCGUUGCCAAGCAACCGCUACAUUUCUAACCGCGCUCUGGUGGAGUAUCACACUGUGGAAAAUGGAGGACACUGACCUGCGGAGACCUUCUCUUUGCAUCAGUAAGUUAGAAACAAGUUUAGCCUCGCCUCUCGUUUCAUUGCUGAGUCUUGUUGUUAUUCAUCCAGCUGUUUUCUGCCUUGUUUUUCCAGUUGCGCGCAGGGUCAUAACGACUGUUUUCAGCCAAUCAGAAGAGUUUCCGGUGGUUCACCUGUUCCUCAGAGCGCUGUUUGGAGCACUGAGCGGCUCAGUCCUGUUCCUGGGAAUCUCUCACAGCCUCCCUCUGACCUUUGACCUGAAGCUGGCAGCAGGAUUUUUAUUUGUUGGUGUGUGCGUGGCUGCCGGAGCGCUGUCCUCCUCCUUCAGGUGCUCCGUCUUCCUCGUCUUUCCCAGCAUGUUCGGGUCUCGCGGCCGCGCAUACCUGAUGAUACUGAUCAUGUCGGUUCUGUACAGAGGUCCCAUCUCAAACCUCCAGCAGAACGCCGAGAUGGCCGCUCUGUCCCUCAGCUGUAACCUGGACCUGCAGGUUAACCACAGCAUGUUGCUAUGGAGACACGCCAUCAGGCCGUUUGUCGUCAUCUCUCAGGAGCUCACGGAUGAUGAAGCAAAGUUCCAGUCGGAGGCUCAGAGCAUCAGCAAGAAGUUCCAGAUCAUCCGGGACGAAGUGGCCCUUCAGUACGGAUACGACCGGUUCAAACCAGAACCUGGAGGAGGAGGGCAAAGCACACAGGAGGAGUUCACCACCAAGACCAAGAUGCAGUGUGACAGUGUGGUGGAUCAGGGCGUUCAGCGCUGUGCUGAGUGGUUCAGCCACAGAUGGCAGGAGUGUAUGGAGGCGAUACCUGUCCCCGUCAUCAACCACAUCCUCUGUGUCUCCAUGAAGUUCCACUUCCUGUGUGAUGUCAUGAAAGUCAUGACUCCGUGGUGCAGAGAGCAGAUUCCUGUGGAGGGAAACUUCGGUCAGCUGUUCGACCAGCUCAACGUUUCCGUCGACCUGCUGUCCAGAGAGUUCAGCACCCAGCUCGUCCUGCAGGAGCAGGAGCAGCAGUCGGUUCUGGACGGAGCUCUGGUGGACCAGGAGUUCACUCAGGCCGUCAGAAAGUCCUUCCUCAGCCUGAACGCAACAAUGAAACAGCUGCUGAACCACCUGCAGACCAUACUCUCCUUCACCUUCAUCAGCGUGUUCACACAGGCGUUUAAGUACCUGAGAUGCUACAGGAGGGAUAUUUGCUUCGACAACGUCUACGUCACCUCCUACUUUAGAAAGCUUGACGCCCGCAGGAGGAAAGCGGAGAAACGCUUCCUGCUGCCUCUAAACAAGUUGGAGAAAAACAUCUUCAUCGACCCCUGCAGUCUGAAAAUUUACCCCGAGGAGCUGAAACAAGUGAUGACAGGUGUGAUUCAGGUGUUUUCCGUCUCACUGCUGUGUUUCGUCCUGCUGACGGUCGACUUCGCUCUGACCCAUGUUCUGGACAUCAUCAGCAGACACACCUUCACCCAGUUUAACCUGACCAGUAGUCACCAGGUGGACAUCAGAGUGGGCGGAGACUCCAUGAUUGCCCACCUCCUGAGGACAACCAUUUCAGCCUUCAACAUCUCCUCCAACCUCGACAUCGCCACCGACAACCGGGCAUGCAUGUCUCCCCCCGCCUCCCUCUCUGCCGGCGUCUAUGUGAGCUGUGUGUGUUGCGUUCUGCUGAUGGUGCUGUUUACCUGCCUUCAGGUGUACACUAACCGCCUCCGACGACUCAUCGCAGCCUCCUACUACCCCAAGAGGGAGAAGAAGCGAGUCCUGUUUCUCUACAACCUGCAGCUCAACAGACGGAUCUACGCCGCGGACAGGAAACGCAUCAGCCGAGGACAGAGCAGCAGGACGGUGUUGCAGCGCAUCAACAGGUGUGUGCGUCGGCUUGUUCGGCGUCAGAAACGGGAAGACUCAGAGAUGUGCUACGCCUCCAGUUAGACGGAGGAAGGAAGCUCCACCCAGAGAGGAAGACCCCGAGCUCUUCAUCCUGUUCACAAAAACCUCCUCACUCUGUUUGCAGUAAAAUCUCUCCAAGCAUCGAAGCUUCCCGACUCUGACUCAUGCCUUUGUGUGCAAACCGAGAGGAAUUUAAAACCAGUCUGUAAGCAGGUUUAUUCAGACUUCCGGCGUCUCUACAGCCGGGAGGGAUGUUGGACUGUCCUGCAGGCUGUGGUGGGCCGCCAUCACUGAUAAGCAAGCAAGGUUGGAGCUAAAGCCUUUAAAGAUAAUUUCCCACUGAUUAAAUUAUCCCUGCUCCAACUUUUAUCCUGUUAGCUUCGCUCCAAAGAACCCGAGACAUGACAGAAGAAAACUACUUUUUUCAUCACCUGCUCAAUUCUUAGAUUUGUUUUGUGUUAAAGAAACGAAAUGUAAAAAAAAAAAACAUGUUUUAAAGGUGCAGCUUGUCCCAAAAUCCAAAGUCAAAAACAGAAAAAUAUAAUUCAUCAUUAAAGACUGUUUCUAUUGGCAUCUAAUCACUUCACUAAAAUAACU